UGUAAACAAGACUGGUGUAGCAUGAUUUGAAAAAAGAAUUGCACCUAUGGUUAUUUAUAUAACUUAGAUUUUAAAGCAUAUAAUUAACUUUUAAGUGGAACUAAAAUUAGAUUAUUAAAAGUUUCAGCCUGAUGUCAGUUAUGGAUGUAGGACUUGCCCUCCAAAGAACUUCUAAGGGUCAAAUAAAAUAUGAUAAGUAUUGGGCAGAAGAAGGACGAACUAAAGAAAUACUGGAUGAGAUUUCAAAGAAAACAUCCAAUAUUGCCUUAAGUCUUAGUCCAAAAGUUCUUUCUCUUAUAACUUCUGAGGUUUGUGAUGGAAAAAAAUCGGAUGAAUCUGAUGUGAAAAAAGAUAUUUCUGUCAGCCCACCUAAAGAAAGCAAACAAAAAAGUGCCUCUGAAAUUUCUGAUUCUUAUUUUUAUGAAAAGCAAUCUGAAAUGGAGCUUCCAAUUUUAGAAUUUGAAGCAGCAAAAUUACAGUUCAUGCAAGAUGUAUUUAAUAGUAAAAAGCAAGAAUAUGAUAACUAUACUAGUGAACUUCAGCAGAUGACUAAUCAGGAAUACAUGUUAUUGAAGAGAAAAAAUGAACUGGAUGCAAAAAGAAGGACAGCAGAAUUAGAAAAGGUUGAGCAAUUAAUAUUAGAUGAAGCCAGAAAAAAGGAAAUGCUGCAGCGAGAGCAUUAUGAAACUCAUGCCAAGAAAUUAAGUGCAAAAGUGCUUGAAGCAGAAAUGAAGCAAAAGAAAGCAGAGGAAGAAUUGAAGAAAAGAGAAAAGGAGCAAACGGAGUUGAAAGUUCAGUUGAACAAUUGCCAAAAAGAAGCACAAAAUUCCAUAGCAAAAUCUAUUGAAAAACUUGCUUCUUUCGAACAUCAAGAUCAUUUGCGCAUUCCUAGAAAAGAUCGAAUGGAUCAGAUGGCAAAAGUACUGCGAUCAAUUAAUGUUUAUGUUGAAAAAGCCAAGACUGAAGAACUUUCAAUUGAUGAUAUUUUAAAUGCUAAUCUGCAUGUAAAAGAAGCAUAUGAGAUGUACCAAGAUAUUGCCAAUGAUAUGGAAAGUGCCAAAUCAAAAGCUUUGAAAAGUCGAGAAAAUGCUGCUAGUUUUUCUUUUAAAGAAAAUUCUUUACCUGGAAAAACAAAUAAUCUUGUUCCCAGAGCUAACGCACAAAGCUUAUUUAAAAUAUCAGAUAUUUCUGAGUAUAAAUUAUUUGAUGUAAGUAGAGAUGAAAAUAGAUUACCACCACUGCCUGAAGCUGAUGAAGAUGAAGAAAAAGAAGUAGAAAAUGAAAAAGAAAAGGAACUAUUAUCUCAGUUUAUUGCCCCAGAUGCUGUUGAAGGUCAUCUUAAAAUAAUGGAGAAGCUGAAAAAUAUUGAAAGUACUAUACAGCCUUUCAAAACAGAUACUAAGAAUAAAAAAUAUAGAUUUGAACUUCAAAAAGCUAUAAAUGUUACAAUAAAUUCGUUGUCAUCAAACUCUGGAUCCCAAAUCAAAGCCAAAAUAAGCCGUUUGCUGUCUAUUUUGAAUGGCAAAAUUCCAGAAAACUAUAGACGUGAAAUGAAUAGUGAUUCUGUAGAGUAUAAUUUCUGCUGUUAUUUGAUGGCUAAGCAGUUUGUAGAACAAGGUGAUACACAAAUUUCAGCUCAGCAUUCUGCAGCAUUUCCUUUUGCUAUGGCGAUUCUUGGGAUUUGGAAUAAAAAGCCUGAAGUGGGUUCUUUGAUACUUGGCCAUUUUUAUUCACUCUGUCCUUAUUUGGUGCCAUUUUAUCCUCCAAGACAAGAGGGAAUGUCAGAUUCUGAGUAUCUAUCCAUUUUGGGGUACUAUAUUGAUGAUGAAGGUGUUGUUGAAGAAAAGUAUAAAUUUCUGAAUCGAAUGAGUGGUUACGUUAGGUUGUAUGCUGCUAUCAUUGUUGCACCCCUUCCAGCUAAUGUAAAGGACCCCCAUCCUCAUGGUUUAGCUUGUGGUUGGAAAUGGUUGUCACGAAUACUCAAUCUUGAGCCACGGCCUGAUAUCACUGCUACAGUACUCUAUGAUUUCUUAGAUGUUACUGGACAUUCUCUUCAAAAAUUAUAUGGAAAACAAUUCAAAAAAACUAUACACAUUCUGUGCAAAGACUUCUUCCCAAAAAUAAAACAAGUUACUCCUGGUGGUACCGGUGGUCCAAUUGAGAGGCUUGAAACUUUCUUGCAACGGACAGCGAGGAAAGGUUACAUUCCACCUCCAGAUGGAUUUUUAGAUGCAAAUUUUUGGAAUAGGUAGUUAAGAACAAUACACUUAUAUAAGUGAAAUGUAUUGGAUUUGUAUUAUUUGACUAUUUCUAGUACUUUUAAUCAAUGACUGUUGUAUUUAUAUUAAUGAUCUGAAUGUCUGUAUUAUUUUGAUGCUGAAAAUGUGUAUUAUAUCUGAUUAUACAGAUGAAUAAUUCUGUAUUAAAAUAUUUUAGAGAUACUUCUAAAUAUUAAUAUCAUUUCUAAAUGCAUAGAAUUUUUUUUAUAUCUGGUUAAUUUCUUUUAUAGAAAUUUCUUAUGAUUUAUUUGACACAAUGUAAUAUUAUUAAAUAAUGCAAAUCCCAAACAUGUCAAAUUCAAUUUCCUCCACGACAUAAAUCUUUGCCAACCAGUGAAUAUAACUGUUAAAAUUUAAUAAUCAUAGGAUUAUUUUUUAAAAUCUUUAAUUAAAUAUAUAAUUAAAUGAAUUUAGAUAUUAAUGCAUAAUAUGAGAAAUAUGCAUAUUAAAUUUCAAGAUCUGAAAAUGCAUUUCAAGCAACAUUAUAUAUAAAUUUUAUAUUACUGGAACAUUUAAUUCCAUUCUAAUCUAUUCAUUCCAUUUGUAAAUAUAGAAACAAAUAGUUUUAAUUGAAACUAUUAUUCCUUUUUUAAAAUAAGGUUUUGUACAGUUCGAAUGCUUACAUUUUAAGAACAUUUGCUAGCUAGGAAAUUGAAGAAUUGGUGCAUAAAUUAUUUACAUUUUUUAUAAAAGAAAACGUUUAAAAUUCAGAAUUAUCCGUAAAAUUAUUUGGAAAGAAAAAGUAUUGUUAAUUUUUUUUUAGAAGUAGAAAAAAAUAGCUGUCAAAAAUUUAUAUAUUGCCAAGAAAAUGUUAUUAAAUUUUUGUUUUAAUAUAAAAAUACAACUUUUGUUAUAUUUAAUUACAUAUUAGAUUUUGUUUAUUUUGCCCUUUGUAACUUUUGAAUUUGACAUGUUUGCUAUGAACAAGGACUGCUGUUAUGGCUUUGAAUAUUCACAAACAUUUUUUUGUUAUAACAUCAUAAAGUUAUAACUUAUGCAAUGUUGUAAAGUUGUAAUAAUUUAUAUGGUUGAAAAUAUUCUUUCAAAUUGAAUUUCUUAAUUUUGUUUGAAUACAUCUCUAAAUUAUUAUACUGUUUGUAGUAUUUAAAAGAAAUGUAACAAAUCUCAAGAGAAGUUAUUUUGUAUAAAUAUUUGAAACAAUAAAAAAAUUUUGUAUUUAUGGUGUAAUUGGCAAAUCAGUUUUGAAUUAUGAUAUAUAUUUUUGCAUGUAUAAAUUAAAAAAUAACAUUUUCUUAAAAAAAAAUGAAAAGAAAACCCAGCUUUGUUUUGUUAAAGAAAUAAGUAGAAAAGCAGGAAGGAAAUAAGGAAGAAAAGAAAGAAGAAUAUGAGUAAAUAAAUAAUAGGAAUAAAAGAAACCUGAUAUAUUUAAGGAGUUUGUUUACUCACUAAAUAACAGAAAUUGCUUGUUGCCUUCUUCUAAUACAAUUUUUGCACUACAGGUGCAAUGAUAGGAGGAGAUAGUUGAAAAAGUUAGACAUUUCUUUUGUGGUAGCUGUAAUUAUUGAAAUCGGAACAUUAAAACCCUUUUCAGAUUCAAUGUAAUUAUCAUUUGUGGAUAAUAUUUCAUUCAAAUAUUAUAUAUUGCUUUAAAAUAUUACAUUCAAAAAGUUUGCUGCUGUGGAAUACUGAAUAUGGAUGGAACAUGCUUGUUUAGUGUUUCUUUCACAAUACUAUCCAAGGUAUAUUACAUUUUUAUCAUCAUUCAUACAAGAUUUAAGAAUGCUUCAUUUUUGCCAUAUCCUCCAGUGCCUUUGUUCUACACUUGGGAAUCGCUGCCUCUUUAGCAAAUUCAUUAUCUAAGAAAUAAGAUAUAUGGAGCGAGAUAAAGGACGAAGUUUGUUGUGGAAUUAUUAUAAUGUGAUAUUUUGGCAAGCAAUUUGACUCGUGAACGAGUGCCUUCAGGCUUCUUCAUGAGGCUGUUCCAUAGAAGAGGGAACUACUUGCUAGUGCUUAAUCAACUGAGUAACGAUCAGAUAUUAAUGUAAUUCUUUCUUAUCCAAUUGUAUACUUAUCCAAACCUUAUAUAAUGUAGAUGACAGAGUCCAAAAUAUUUUCUUUAUAUAAAAUUAUUCAUCACUUUUCUGUUCUGUUAAAAUAUUAACUGUCGAGAAUACGUAAUACUUUUUAAAUAAAUAUUAUUGAUUGGCAUAAUAAUGAUGGUUUUUAUUUAUAAAAGGCCCUUAAUUGAUUAUUUCUGAUAGAAAUAUGAAUCGAAAUUUUGUAUCUAUUUAUCUAUCUGUUCUGUUUCUCUGUCAUUCCUAUGAUGUUCUUGUGCUGAACUUUUGUAUAGUUAAAUCUAAAGUCUAACUGAGAGAAUGGCAAGCGUUUUCGACUGUUAACAUUUGAAUAUUUUCUUUGGUCUAAAUAAUGCACAGCUAAUUUCUGAAGUGAAAUGUGUAGAGACAUAAUAGAAAUCUGCAUAUUUGUAAUUACCAAGCUAGCCCAGAAUUUUAAAUCAUACUUAUUACCAUUUCUUCACUUUUUUCAUUUAAGGAUUAUCAUAUUAAAUUAUGUAAGUCGAAAACUUACUGAAAUUCCAGCUCUGAACAUUAUAAAAUGGACAUUAAAUGAAAAAAAAAAAUAUGCAUCUUCAGCCAGUCAUUAUCUAUUAAAAGUUUUAUAAAGCUUAGAUGAAUUGCAUUAAAUGACUUAAUCAGCAUCUUCUAGUGGGAUUCAUACCGUGAGUUUAUCCAUGCGCUGUCAUCGUAUUCUAGUAUUUCAAAUAAUUUUUGUAAAAUGAUAGACUCAGAAUGUAAGUAUUUAUCAUAAUUUAUUAUAUCAUAAAGCAAAAUUUUAUUUAUUUUUAAAAUAAGGUUUUGUACAGUUCGAAUGCUUACAUUUUAAGAACAUUUGCUAGCUAGGAAAUUGAAGAAUUGGUGCAUAAAUUAUUUACAUUUUUUAUAAAAGAAAAUGUUUAAAAUUCAGAAUUAUCCGUAAAAUUAUUUGGAAAGAAAAAGUAUUGUUAAUUUUUUUUUAGAAGUAGAAAAAAAUAGCUGUCAAAAAUUUAUAUAUUGCCAAGAAAAUGUUAUUAAAUUUUUGUUUUAAUAUAAAAAUACAACUUUUGUUAUAUUUAAUUACAUAUUAGAUUUUGUUUAUUUUGCCCUUUGUAACUUUUGAAUUUGACAUGUUUGCUAUGAACAAGGACUGCUGUUAUGGCUUUGAAUAUUCACAAACAUUUUUUUGUUAUAACAUCAUAAAGUUAUAACUUAUGCAAUGUUGUAAAGUUGUAAUAAUUUAUAUGGUUGAAAAUAUUCUUUCAAAUUGAAUUUCUUAAUUUUGUUUGAAUACAUCUCUAAAUUAUUAUACUGUUUGUAGUAUUUAAAAGAAAUGUAACAAAUCUCAAGAGAA
Molecule: messenger RNA, 5648 nt
Organism: Argiope bruennichi
Lineage: Eukaryota; Metazoa; Arthropoda; Arachnida; Araneae; Araneidae
Gene: Gle1
Product: mRNA export factor GLE1-like
Exons: 12
Coding region: 132-2252 (706 amino acids)
Biological process (GO): poly(A)+ mRNA export from nucleus; regulation of translational initiation; regulation of translational termination
Cellular component (GO): nuclear pore cytoplasmic filaments; cytoplasm; nuclear pore
Molecular function (GO): inositol hexakisphosphate binding; translation initiation factor binding; phospholipid binding
Source: RefSeq, a predicted model, not a curated record